Helianthus annuus (common sunflower) is the source of this 375-nucleotide messenger RNA. RefSeq names its product protein FAR-RED ELONGATED HYPOCOTYL 3-like. The record is from RefSeq and is a predicted model, not a curated record. The coding region runs from base 1 to 375 and encodes 124 amino acids. NCBI's taxonomy places the organism in Eukaryota, Viridiplantae, Streptophyta, Magnoliopsida, Asterales, Asteraceae. The transcript has a single exon.
AUGAGAAUGUCUCAACAAGAAACACCAUAUACAUCGCCUGUUAAAUUGGGUCAAAUUGAGCAAGUCGGCGAGACUCCAAUGCAGAUACUUCUCCACCGGUUGAAGACAGAUGGGUUUGUUUUCUUCCAUGGAACAUUUGAAAACGACGAAAGGGUACAAGAUGUUUUCGUUAUCCACCCGGAGUCGAACAAGUUGUGGCGCACCUUUCCGCAUGUGUUGCUUAUAUACUCCACCUACAAGACGAACCGGUACAAAAUGCCACUAGUUCAGAUUAUCGGUGUCACAUCCACAUACUUAUCAUUCUGCGUUGCGUAUGCGUUCAUAGCCAACGAGAAAGAGGAAAACUUCAUGAUGUGCACAAAAUGCAACACAUAA